Osmerus eperlanus (European smelt) is the source of this 2242-nucleotide messenger RNA. RefSeq names its product cytochrome P450 27C1 (gene cyp27c1). The transcript has 9 exons. The coding region runs from base 199 to 1833 and encodes 544 amino acids. Gene Ontology annotation, biological process: cellular response to peptide hormone stimulus; cortisol metabolic process; C21-steroid hormone biosynthetic process. NCBI's taxonomy places the organism in Eukaryota, Metazoa, Chordata, Actinopteri, Osmeriformes, Osmeridae. Gene Ontology annotation, molecular function: heme binding; oxidoreductase activity, acting on paired donors, with incorporation or reduction of molecular oxygen; monooxygenase activity. The record is from RefSeq and is a predicted model, not a curated record. Gene Ontology annotation, cellular component: mitochondrial inner membrane.
UAAGCAGGCUUCAAGUUGCAAAAGCAGGCAAAGGCUGAACAGACCGUCUACCGAGCAGAACCGUUGGUGCUCCAGAACAACUACAACAGUUUCGUGCAUUGAACAUUUAGAGCGCAAAGCAGCUGAACGCCGCAACUUCACCGAGCAACUUUUCGAACAGUUUUAAUUUUAAACUUGAACCAAGAAAAAACUUGCACAAUGGCUCUCCAGAAUAAAAUUGCGCAUCUUUUCUGCAAGAGUCUUCGAACUGAAAUGCUGAAAAUGCAGUUAUCAGUCGUGGGGCGGGGGCUCCACAAGUCUGCAGCCAGCGAGUCCAUGCCAAUGACCUCUGCGGGUGAGCAGGCUCUACCGGACGGUUUGAUUACACCGACGCCGGUGGAGAUUGGAAAAGAGGCGGCUGGAAUCAAGAGUCUGAAGGAGAUGCCGGGUCCAAGUGCCAUUGGCAAUCUCGUUGAGUUUUUCUACCGCGAUGGAUUCAGCAGAAUCCAUGAAAUUCAGAUGGAGCACUCCCAGAAGUAUGGGAAGAUCUUCAAGUCCCGCUUCGGGCCCCAGCUUGUGGUGUCGGUGGCGGGGCGUGACCUGGUGGCCAAGGCCCUCAGGGCGGAGGGGGUGGCUCCUCAGAGGGCAAACAUGGAGUCCUGGAAGGAGUACCGUGACAUGAGGGGCCGUUCCACCGGCCUGAUCUCAGCGGAGGGCGAUGAUUGGCUGAAGAUGAGGAGCGUGCUCAGGCAGCUGAUCAUGCGCCCGCGUGACGUGGCUGCGUUCAGCGACGACGUGAACGAGGUGGUGACCGACAUGGUGACGAGGGUGCGCAGCCUGCGAGGCCAGCAGGCAGACGGCAGCACCGUCCUCAACAUCAACGACAUGUUCUUCAAGUACGCCAUGGAAGGUGUGGCAGCCAUCUUGUACGAGUGUCGCCUGGGUUGCCUGGAGAACGAGAUCCCCAAGAAGAGCCAGGACUACAUCACCGCUCUGCACCUGAUGUUCAGCUCCUUCAAGACCACCAUGUACGCUGGAGCCAUCCCCAAGUGGCUCCGCCCACUGAUCCCCAAACCGUGGGAGGACUUCUGCAGCUCCUGGGACGGGCUCUUCCACUUCAGCCAGAUCCACGUUGACCGACGUCUGGCAGACAUCAAGGAGCAGGUGUCCAGGGGGGAGGAGGUGAGGGGGGGUCUGCUCACCCACAUGCUGCUCACCAGGGAGAUGAACCUGGAGGAGAUCUACGCCAACAUGACAGAGAUGCUGCUGGCCGGCGUGGACACGACGUCGUUCACCCUGUCCUGGGCGUCCUACCUGCUGGCACGCCACCCCCUGAUCCAGCAGCAGAUCUACGAGGAGGUGACCCGGACGCUGGGGGAGGGAACCAUCGCCACGGCCGACGACAUGUCACGGUUACCUCUCAUCAGGGGGCUGGUAAAGGAGACCCUCAGGCUGUUUCCAGUUCUCCCUGGCAACGGAAGGAUUACUCAAGAUGACUUGGUGUUGGGUGGUUACUUCAUCCCCAAAGGGACACAGCUGGCUCUGUGCCACUACUCCACCUCUAUGGAGGAGGAGAACUUCCCCGGGGCUAAUGACUUCCGUCCGGAGCGUUGGAUCAGGAAGGACAACACGGACAGGGUGGAUAACUUCGGCUCUAUCCCCUUCGGCUACGGCAUCCGCAGUUGCAUCGGGCGUAGGAUAGCAGAGCUGGAGAUGCACCUGGCCCUCACACGGCUCAUCCAGAAUUUCCACAUCGGGGUGUCACCGCUCACAGAGGACAUCAAAGCCAAGACCCACGGCCUGCUGUGCCCCGGCGCACCCAUCAACCUGCAGUUCAUCGACAGGACACACUAACAGUGCGUGUCCACUGCAGCGACGCGAAUCGCUUGCCAUCGCUCGCCUUCCCACAGUUCACCACGCUCAAGGGCGUUUCAAACAGAUGAAUGUAGAAUGUAGUUCUCUAAAAUCACUGUUGUAGUUCUCAUGGCCAAAUGUGCAGACUUGGGGUUACGUAGUUGCAACAUCGAUCAAAAUACAACUUGUAUACAAAAUACAAAACUGCUUAAUAGACAUACACAUUGACAUGUGUAAAAAACGUUUUACUAUAUUCCUCAGUCUCUGCUAAUCUGUCGAUACGAUAGUGAGUUCCAGCCGGGCUAGCUAGCUAGCUAGUUACCACAGAACGAAGUUAUGUAAUGUCACUAGACUGAAUUAGAAAGUACAAGCACCAACAACUUCGGCAACCUUGCGCCAUGCAUCGUUU